AUCUAUUUUUGUGUGUAUUUCAUGGUUGACAAACCGUCAACUUGUAGAGCGUUCCUAACUCCCAAUUCUUUUUAGGGAACUUGAAAUCAGCACAACUCUCCCAGCCGGGUGUCGUGAUAUUGAGAGGUCAAUCUUCUUCCAAUCCAGCUGUUUUCCCCCCUCAAAGUAACCCAAAAUGUCCGGAGAUCUGCCACUUAACAUCAACAUCAAAGAGCCGCGAUGGGACCAGGGAACAUUCAUGGGCCGAGCCAAGCACUUUUUCAUGGUGACGGACCCCAGGAACGUCUUGCUGUCCUCCGCCACGCUGGAGGAGGCCCGGCUCAUCAUAGAGAACUACAGAUCGGGCGUGCUGAUGCCCGGCCUGACGGAGGACCAGCUGUGGCGGGCCAAGUAUGUGUAUGACUCUGCCUUCCACCCCGACACUGGGGAGAAGAUGUUCGUGAUCGGCCGGAUGUCUGCUCAGGUGCCCAUGAACAUGUCCAUCACUGGCUGCAUGCUCACCUUCUACAGGACCACACCGGCAGUGGUGUUUUGGCAGUGGGUUAACCAGUCCUUCAAUGCAGUGGUCAACUACACCAACCGCAGCGGAGAUGCUCCCAUCACCCUCAAUCAGCUCGGCGCAGCGUACGUAAGUGCCACAACUGGUGCCGUGGUCACUGCUCUGGGCCUCAAGUCUCUAGCCACGCGUCUCCCUCCCAUCGCCAGCCGCUUCGUGCCCUUUGCCGCUGUCGCCGCUGCAAACUGUAUCAACAUUCCCUUCAUGAGACAGAGGGAGUUGAAGUAUGGCAUCCCUGUGACAGACGAGAACGGAAACAGGUUAGGAGAGUCUGCCAAUGCGGCCCAGCAGGCUAUCAUGCAAGUGGUCGUGUCCAGGAUUGGCAUGGCAGUACCUGCUAUGGCUAUUCCUCCUGUCAUAAUGAACGCGCUGGAGAAGAGAGCCUUCAUGAAGCGCUUCCCUAUUCUCAACGCCCCGAUCCAGGUGGGGCUCGUGGGCUUGUGCCUGGUGUUUGCCACACCUCUGUGUUGCGCCCUGUUCCCACAGAAAAGCUCAAUGAAAGUAAGCGGGCUGGAGGCGGAGCUUCAGGAGAGGAUACGACAGAGCAACCCAUCCACCACAAUGGUUUACUUCAACAAAGGCCUGUAGGAAAUUCAUGUGCACACCUGAAUGGCUACACAAGUUAUUUAUGCAAAUUGUUUUUUGGAAAUGCUAUCAAGUCAAGCACAUGGAGAAAUAGUUUGCAUGUGUAUUUGAUCUAUUUCUUAUAUGUGUAUUUAUCCAUGAACU
Corythoichthys intestinalis (scribbled pipefish) is the source of this 1285-nucleotide messenger RNA. RefSeq names its product sideroflexin 3 (gene sfxn3). The coding region runs from base 176 to 1144 and encodes 322 amino acids. The record is from RefSeq and is a predicted model, not a curated record. Gene Ontology annotation, biological process: monoatomic ion transport; serine import into mitochondrion. NCBI's taxonomy places the organism in Eukaryota, Metazoa, Chordata, Actinopteri, Syngnathiformes, Syngnathidae. The transcript is spliced from 11 exons. Gene Ontology annotation, cellular component: mitochondrial inner membrane. Gene Ontology annotation, molecular function: monoatomic ion transmembrane transporter activity.